CAUUUUAUUGUGAUACUUCACGGUGUUCGUUUGACUACUUCACUUCCCCUUCAAUUUCUUCCCCUAAUCAGCCAAUGUUUCAGUAGCUGAAAAACUGUGCUUUUCCAUCGAAAAAGAAUUCCUUCAUGAUGACAAGAUAACGCUUGCUACCCCAGCCAGCACUUGCUACCUACAACCAACAUAUACGGUGAAGACACGGUUUCCCCUUGUGUUGCUGUGUGUCAGCCACCAGCAAAGCAUCCUAACCUCACACUGAACAAGCCUUAUGUGUACGCCGAACCAGACCACUGCACACGACCGAUGCGCUUGUUUACUAGACACAAAACGAAGCCAAUCGUAGGAUUCGCUGGCAGAUGGAUCAGCAGUCACCUUGUGUGUUCUGGCAAGGACCGUAGCGUUGAUGGUGUUGGAUGCAAACUGUAGUAGUAGUGGCCGUAGUGGUGGUAGUGGUGCAUGCGUCUGUACGAGAACAUCGGAAACAUAUCCAGAGAUCUUUCGUCUUUCGAUGCGGGAUUAGUGCAUCGUUAUGAAGAAUCGCCAGUAACAUAACCUCUCUUUUGGGGCAGAUACGCGGAAACAGAAUUCAUGCCUCCGCGGUAAACGUCCGUGCAUGGGUGUGCUGCUGAGUUCGUUAAAGAUUUUCCCAAACUAAAGCUUCCCGUACACAAGUGACAUCAGUGAGAAGCAAAAACAAAGAAACUGUGAUAUUUGUUGGUUAAAAAAACAGCAAAUCCACUUCCAAAUGUGUCUGUUUGGAUUGAAUUUCUUUGAAGGCUCGUGGAAGCAUAUGGGAAGCAACAUGAUGUAUAGGAGACUUCCAUUCCAUUCCGACGCUAACUAGAUUGCAUCCAAUGACAACCAAACCGCACACGAAACGAACGGAAUAACAAUCCAUAACGUUAACGUAUGGCUGAACAGUUUCCGUGUCAGUUGAGUCCAUUUUCAGCACGAAAGUCACUGCAAGCAGUUGUGAGGCCAUUGUCAGAAUUUAUUACUAGUGCAUCAUUGUUGGGGUGGGAUUUUUGAGGCAGAAAUAUGUGUGUUACUAAGGCGUGUGAGGUGUAUUGGACAAGCAAGUGGUUGGAGUGGAUGCAAAUGUAAUGAGAAAAAUAAUAACCAACAGCAUUUACCAGGAGAACUUGUAAAAUUGUAAGUGAUCGAUUGUUUGUGCGAAACAAUCCAAUGGGUGAAAAUUGAGUGAAGCAAGAAGUUGGUGCAAUAUCGUAUCAAUUGUGCGCACGCCAUCGAUACAACCCUUCCUCACAUGUGAUACCGGGAAAAUGAUCGAUCAGCAGCCGAAGUUAUCAUACUGUUGGGUUGGCUCGUGCACGCAAUACAAGGGAAACACGAUAUCCGUCACCUUUCGAACCACGAAUCUGGAAGCAUCUGGCGGAAGAAUAAAUCGAUGGCAAUAGGCAGACCGGAAUGAGCGAAAUUCCCAUCGAGUCAAAGUGCAGCGCUGGGCAGCCGGAACCAGAUACGGGCGGUUCGUUGACGAACAACGAACACGCGAACGGUACGAACGGUGUAAACAUCGGUGCGAAUGUUACCGCUGGCAACACGGCUACACUGGGCCCUGGCAUGAUCCCUGGUAGCAAUAGUAGCUGCAGUGCAAAAACACCAAUUACAACGACCGGCACACCCACGCUCCAGCCGUCGGUGCCACGCUCCUCGCACCAAGCGUACACGUCUACCGGUGGCAGUGUGACGGCCGCCACGUUGGCCGAAGGACAGCGGGUUCUGCUGGCCGCUGUAAUGACGGCGGGAAGCGGCAACGGUGAGAUCGGAGCGCAGCAGCAGCACGGCGAUGGUUCCGGUGGCGACGGGCCCGAACACCUGGCCGGGCUGCUGGGUACGUCCCUGUGCGGGCAGUGCUGUGGUCCGAUCUGCGAUCGCUACAUCAUGAAGGUGGUUGACAUUACCUACCACGAACGAUGCCUUCAGUGCACUUCCUGCUCGAUCCGACUCAUGCAUUCCUGCUUUAUGCGCGACGGCAAGCUGUACUGUCGCUUCGACUAUGAACGACUGUACGGCCGGAACAGAUGCCUCGGAUGUGGUGAGAAGAUUGGUGCCGACGAGCUGGUAAUGCGCGCCCUGGAUAAUGUGUUCCAUCUGAAGUGCUUCAUCUGCGUCGUCUGUGGCGUGCGGCUGCAGAAGGGCGAUCAGUACGUCAUCAAGCAGAGUCAGCUGUUCUGCCGGCCCGACUAUGAAAAGGAGGUGGAAAUGUUCCAGGGCUACAGCUACGAUGAUUACUGCUGUGAUGACAUGUUCCAGACACGCAUCGACGGUCGCCGCGGGCCGAAACGACCCCGGACCAUUCUAACGACGCAACAGCGCCGCGCCUUUAAGGCUUCGUUCGACAUAUCACCCAAACCGUGUCGGAAAAUUCGCGAAGGAUUAGCAAAGGAUACUGGACUGAGUAUAAGGAUAGUACAGGUAUGGUUCCAAAACCAGCGUGCCAAGAUGAAGAAAAUCCAAAAGAAACAGCUCAAGGAGGGUGGUAAAAGCUCACACCAUGGCGGAGGCAACGGCAGCUCGGGCGGCAACAAAAACCACAACAGCAACGGUAAAGGGAACGAUUCCCAGGAAGAGCUGUCAGAUAACGAGAGUGCUGUCGGUGGUAAAUUAUCGCUUCGCAUCAAAGACGAAAACUCGAGGUCAAACAAUUAUCUGCACGAUAGCUGCAGUGACAAUGAAGGCACAGUUACCGACAACGAUGGCGGCCCGUAUGGUGGCACGGCUGCCCGCCUUGGUCUUGGCGGCUCGGACCCAUACAAGAUCGUGAAGGAAGAGCUGGAUCUCGAGGACGACUACUUUCGCAUGGCCAUGUCUACACCCAACCACAUUCACCACCAUCAUCACCAUCCCAACCACCAACAACAACAACAACACCACCCUCACCAUCAUCCGCAAGCACCGGUCAGCAGUGGACGGUUCGGUGGCAAAUCCUUUGCAAAUGAACACCAUGGAAAUGCAGGUAUAAAGACGGAAAACAUGACACUCGACACGACCCCAAUGCUGACCGCGAACGGACCCCCGCUAGACUACGGUGUUUCGCUGCAACAGCUAGCCUCCUCACUGAAUGGGGGAAACGGAAAUGGGGGUCCGGGUACCGGGUGCCCAACGCCCCACGAUUCCGUCGGUCCCAUGGUGAAUCCCAUCGAUCGGCUCUACUCGAUGCAGAAUUCGUACUUUUGCAACCAGGAAAAUCCCAUCUCCUGCCCAUCAACCCCGACCGGACAUCCUGGUACGCCGCCCGGUGGUAAUCAACAUCGUCCAACGCCCAAUGGUUCGGCCUGCCCACAGCAGCAGUCGAAUCAGUUGCAUCUGCAACACCCGGGAUUGCAGCAACCGGUAAUGGCACCGCAUCAUUUCCCGGCACCGUCAAACAGUGGCCCCAACAUGGGAGGGAUGGGACAGCACAUGGUCGGAAUGUGCAAUCCUUUGUUAGAUCAGCAUCAGCACCAACAACUACAACAACAGCAGCACCAUCAGCAACAGCAACAACAACAGCAGCAGCAGCAAGAGAGCGUAAUGUAAGAAGGAUGAGCUGCAGUGCAGUAUACAGUGGAGGCAGAAAAUGUUGCAGUAAAACAGCAAAAAUGCAAUCAGACAAAUGAUAAUGUGCAUGGUGGACUAAAAGCGGAAAUUUCUUUCAUUUCAAUAAGUGAAAGUUUGGUUGCACAUAA
This is a messenger RNA of Anopheles merus, 3689 nucleotides long. RefSeq names its product LIM/homeobox protein Lhx3-like. The transcript has 8 exons. The coding region runs from base 1426 to 3540 and encodes 704 amino acids. Gene Ontology annotation, cellular component: nucleus. Lineage: Eukaryota; Metazoa; Arthropoda; Insecta; Diptera; Culicidae. Gene Ontology annotation, biological process: neuron differentiation; regulation of transcription by RNA polymerase II. The record is from RefSeq and is a predicted model, not a curated record. Gene Ontology annotation, molecular function: DNA-binding transcription factor activity, RNA polymerase II-specific; RNA polymerase II transcription regulatory region sequence-specific DNA binding.